Owenia fusiformis is the source of this 819-nucleotide messenger RNA. The record is from the annotation of a GenBank genome assembly. NCBI's taxonomy places the organism in Eukaryota, Metazoa, Annelida, Polychaeta, Sabellida, Oweniidae.
CUGGCGUGUCACGACAAAACUUCCGGUUUUACUUCCGGGUCCAAAAUAUUUUUAGAGUCCCAAAACAUUGUGUAAUCCGUGUAAAAUACUUCACUCGACGGCUUAAUAAUCCUUCGAAUCACCACUUUUCAACACCCAUUAUGUGCCAUUGAAACAACCUGGACUCUGCUGCAUUAUUGACUAAAAUGGAUAGACAGGAAGAAACUCAUGCAGCUGAUCCCGAUCAGCCUGAUGAAUAUGAUAAUCAGACGGUGGCCCUGACACAUCUUCCAGAUGUUUGCUUAGUGAAGAUAUUGUCCUAUCUAGAUCUUCCUGAUAGACUGAACGCUGCAUGUACAUCGAGCACAAUGCAUGACAUGUUCAACCAUCCAUCACUUUGGUACAAAGCUGUGAUUCUGAUCUUUGGGCGUAACAAGAAUGAAAAUGACAAAGAGAAGGCCAUAGAUCUUGCACUAAGGAAUAAAGCAAUGAUCGAAAAGUUUGGACAUUUCUUUCAAGAUCUAACUUUGGUGUAUUAUGGGCAUGUCAAGGAUCCCUAUCCAGUUGUGCAAGAUGUUUUAAAUGCCAUCUCAAAAUCAUGUAGACUAGAAUCAUUUACAUUGGAUGUUGGUGCACAUCUAACUGUCCAUGAAAUAAAGAGAAUGACAAAUCUAGGAGCUCGGAUUAUAAGUGACCAGUUUGAGCCAAUAAACAAUUUGAUCAGUACGCUAUAUCGCUUGCGUUCUUUCGCAGUAAAAUCGUGGCCUUAUUACCCAGGUGUACAGACAUUUAAUUUACUGACAUCCCUCUCCAGUAAUACCCAGAUUCAGAAUCUAGAAA